AUCAUUACAUUACGCGUACAGCACAAGCUUGUGGUUAGGAUCCCUUGUUAGGUGUAGGCUUUUCCCACUAAGAGGAUGCUUGCUCAGCGAUGGUAAAGUCGUUUUCACAAGUCUCGGUUCCGAACAGAAGUAGCGGGUUUCUUCGGAGGUGUGUGUCGUCUUGCGGAUGCAAUAACAGUGUCAUGGCAGCUUUCAAGGGAGUUUGGACUCAGGAAUUCUGGCGAGCGGUUUCCGGGGAGUUCCUGGCCAUGUUAAUAUUUGUGCUGCUCAGUCUGGGUUCCACUAUCAACUGGGCGGCAAAAGAGGAGAACCCUCCGCCCCCUGACCACGUCCUCAUCUCUCUCUGCUUUGGCUUGUCCAUCGCAACCCUUAUCCAGUGUUUCGGGCAUAUCAGUGGUGCCCAUAUCAACCCUGCUGUUACUGCAGCAAUGGUUGCCACAUGGAAGCUGAGCCUGGCAAAGGGUGUGUUUUAUUUGUUGGCACAGUGCCUGGGGGCAGUGGUGGGGGCAGCAGUCUUGUAUGGGGUGACCCCAGCAGCAGUCAGAGGAGGACUGGGGGUGACUUCUGUCAAUGCUGGAAUCUCCUCUGGUCAUGCAAUUGUGAUUGAACUCAUAAUCACUUUUGAGCUCGUCUUCACCGUCUUUGCCACCUGUGACCUCAAACGCAGCGAUCUCAAAGGUUCGUCAGCAUUGGCUAUUGGCCUUUCAGUUUGCAUCAGCCAUCUGUUCGCUAUCCCAUACACUGGGGCCAGUAUGAAUCCAGCUCGCUCUUUUGGUCCUGCAGUCAUCAUGGGAAAGUGGAGUGACCACUGGGUGUAUUGGGUGGGCCCUUUAAUAGGGGGUGUUCUUGCCGCUACUGUGUAUGAAUAUUUGUUUUGUCCCGACCCUGACCUGAAGCGUCGCUAUGCUGAAGUCCUCUCAAAGGGCCCCUUCCAGAUCGACCCAUAUCGGGUGGUGGACACAGAUGCUUUCCCCAACGAUCAAGCUCAGCUUACAGUCAAGCAGGCAACAAUCAGAGUGCUGGACAUGGAGAGGGCAGAGAAGAAGGAGAGAGAGUCAGCCGGAGAGGUGCUUUCAUCUGUAUGACUAUUGAGAGGCACUGAGGAGAAACACCAGAAUAAUUACAGCAAUAACCAGCUCAAAGAGACAGAUCUGAUCUAGAGUCACAGUGUGAGUUUUUUUAUACUUGUAAGAUCUGAUACAAAAUUACACUCGAAACUCUUCACUUUAAAGACAAAGAAUGAGCUAAGAACCCCCUAAUGGUUUGACUUAUUACACACCUCUUUUGACCGCUUAAAGGGAUUUUUUUAUGCAAAAAAUUGAAAUUCUGUAAUUAUUUUUACACCCUCAUGUUGUUCCAGUAUGUUAGCGACACUCACCAUAAACUUUCAUUGUAAAGCAAAAGAUGCAAUGGAAGUGAAUGGUGACUGAGGCUAUCAUUCUGCCUAAUAUCUCCUUCUGUGUUCCAUGAAAGAAAGAAAGUCAUAUGAGUUUGGAACAACAAGAGGGUGAGAAAUGAUAACUUUUUUUUGGUCAACUUUCCCUUUAAAGCACAAUCAAAAUCCAGAUGCACAUAGCCACAGCCCUCAUAUCCAAUAUAAUCCACUAUUACGUUUUUAGCCAAUCACUGUGCUCAGCAGAUGCACCCAUCAUCCAUUCUCCAUGACUCAAUCACAAAAACGGAAUGUGAUUCUCACACUUAGGUAAAUGUAACAGUUUAGUUUGGUCUGUGGGUUAUUACCUGGAAAUCAGAGGUUGUGAUUAGAUCAUCACCAUAAUAAUGCACAUAAUUUUCCUUCUCAGUGCACUCUGUGUGAAUAAACCUCUUCGUCUCCUCCUGUGUUUCUAUGCUCUCCCUCUCCCAUACAUCUCAUGUUUCACAGAAUAUAUUUUUGGUAACACUUUACAAUAAGGUUCCAUUUGUUAACAUUAGUCAAUAUGAACUAACAAUGAACAAUAC
Messenger RNA from Myxocyprinus asiaticus (Chinese sucker), 1959 nucleotides. RefSeq names its product aquaporin 4 (gene aqp4). Gene Ontology annotation, cellular component: basolateral plasma membrane; plasma membrane. NCBI's taxonomy places the organism in Eukaryota, Metazoa, Chordata, Actinopteri, Cypriniformes, Catostomidae. The record is from RefSeq and is a predicted model, not a curated record. The transcript has 5 exons. Gene Ontology annotation, molecular function: water channel activity. Bases 90 to 1085 code for a protein of 331 amino acids. Gene Ontology annotation, biological process: transmembrane transport.